Messenger RNA from Arctia plantaginis, 501 nucleotides. NCBI's taxonomy places the organism in Eukaryota, Metazoa, Arthropoda, Insecta, Lepidoptera, Erebidae. The record is from the annotation of a GenBank genome assembly.
AUGCGUCAAAAAAGCCGUAAAAUAAAAAAGAUAAUGUCAGAACAGCAGGUAGGAUCAGCACCCGCGUCAGCGACUGCAUCUGCGGCCGCAUCUGCGACUAGCGUCACUGAUGAGCAACAACGCUCAGGCAGCAUUCCUGCCAUAGGAAGCCAGCAAGGCAGUAUUGCUUCAGAAGAGAAGGUAUACGGUGGCUGUGAGGGACCUAAUGCCAUGUAUGUGAAGCUGAUCUCAUCUGAUGGCCACGAGUUCAUUGUAAAGAGAGAACAUGCACUGACCUCUGGUACUAUCAAGGCUAUGUUGAGCGGUCCCGGACAGUUUGCUGAGAAUGAGGCCAAUGAAGUCAACUUUAGGGAGAUACCUUCGCACGUUCUCCAAAAGGUGUGCAUGUAUUUCACAUACAAGGUGCGCUACACAAAUUCAUCUACUGAAAUCCCCGAGUUCCCGAUCGCGCCGGAGAUCGCACUGGAAUUGCUCAUGGCUGCAAACUUCUUGGACUGUUAG